GGGGCCGCCGCCUCUGGCUUCACUUUGCUGUCGCUUUGCUGCAGAUCCAGCACAAUGCAGGCUCCCGUGGCUCUGCUGGGCUCCCCAGCUCUGUUCCGCUGCUGCUCCCGGGCUCUGGCCAGGCCUGUGUCCAUGGCUGUGUUCAGCAGGCCUGAGGCUCAGACUGCACAGGUGAGGCUGGGGAUGGGCUUUGGGGUCAUCCUGGUCCUGAUCCCUGAUCCCCCAUCCUGUUCCCUGACUCUGGCUCGUCUGGGGCAUUAUCCCCUGAUUUUAUUCCCUGGUUUGGGGCAUUAUUCCCUGAUUUUAUCCCUGAUUUUAUCCCAUUCCAGGAACCCCUCUCUGAAGCAGCAGCUCUUCUCCUACGCCAUCCUGGGCUUUGCCCUGUCCGAGGCCAUGGGGCUCUUCUGUUUGAUGGUGGCAUUCCUGAUCCUCUUUGCCAUGUGACACUGCAGGGCUCUCCUCCUCCAGCCUGACCAGUAAAAUCUGCAUUUCUCUACUCAAA
Molecule: messenger RNA, 502 nt
Organism: Ficedula albicollis (Collared flycatcher)
Lineage: Eukaryota; Metazoa; Chordata; Aves; Passeriformes; Muscicapidae
Gene: ATP5MC1
Product: ATP synthase, H+ transporting, mitochondrial Fo complex subunit C1 (subunit 9)
Exons: 3
Coding region: 55-444 (129 amino acids)
Biological process (GO): proton transmembrane transport; proton motive force-driven ATP synthesis
Molecular function (GO): proton transmembrane transporter activity
Source: RefSeq, a predicted model, not a curated record